Molecule: messenger RNA, 564 nt
Organism: Durotheca rogersii
Lineage: Eukaryota; Fungi; Ascomycota; Sordariomycetes; Xylariales; Xylariaceae
Product: putative glutathione-dependent formaldehyde-activating enzyme
Exons: 1
Coding region: 1-564 (187 amino acids)
Biological process (GO): formaldehyde catabolic process
Molecular function (GO): zinc ion binding; S-(hydroxymethyl)glutathione synthase activity
Source: RefSeq, a predicted model, not a curated record
AUGGUCUCCCUCCACCCCCUGAUCGACAACGGCAUCACCAAGGGCAGCCCCGACCACGCCGGCGGCGUCCUCUACUGCAAGUGCGCUAGCAACCCGGUCGCGGUCACGUUGGGCACCAACGUGGCGCACAACCACGCGUGCGGGUGCUCCAAGUGCUGGAAGCCGGCGGGGGCGCUGUUCAGCAUCGUGGGGGUGGUGCCGCGGGAGCAGCUGUCGGUGACGGCGAACGAGUCGAAGCUGGCCGUCGUCGACGCCAGCGCGGCGAUCCAGCGGCACGCGUGCACCGAGUGCGGCACGCACAUGUACGGCCGCAUCGAGGUCGAGCACCCGUUCAAGGGCCUCGACUUCGUCCACGCCGAGCUCAGCCCCGAGCCCGGCUGGCAGGAGCCCCAGUUCGCCGCCUUCGUCAGCAGCAUCAUCGAGCAGGGCUUCGACCCCGCCCUCAUCGGCGGCGUCCGCGACCGGCUCCACGCCGCCGGCCUCGACACCUACGACUGCCUCUCGCCCCCCCUCAUGGACCUCAUCGCCGCCUACACCGCCAAGAAGACCGGCGUCCGCAAGUGA